Cherax quadricarinatus is the source of this 798-nucleotide messenger RNA. The record is from RefSeq and is a predicted model, not a curated record. NCBI's taxonomy places the organism in Eukaryota, Metazoa, Arthropoda, Malacostraca, Decapoda, Parastacidae.
CACCAGGCUGGGAAUAUGGUGGAGGAGGGUAAAAUAGGCCUGGCGUCGGAGACGAUGCUGCGUAUAGGAGUGUCUCGCUUACUUCAGCAUGGCAGCAGACACACUGCUGCCUCCGCCGCCGCUGCCAGUGCCGCGCGCGCUCAGUCAUCGGCUCCGGAGAAGAUAGAGGUUUUCAUCGAUGACAUCCCUGUUAUGGUGCCACCGGGAACUACUGUACUGCAGGCUGCUGCUGAAGCUGGGGUGGAAAUACCAAGAUUCUGCUACCACGAGAGGCUCUCAGUGGCGGGUAACUGCCGUAUGUGUCUCGUCGAGGUGGAGAAGUCUGUGAAGCCUGUAGCUGCAUGUGCAAUGCCAGUGAUGAAGGGGUGGCGGAUUAAAACAAACAGUGAGAUGACGCGUAAGGCUCGUGAGGGUGUGAUGGAGUUCUUACUUAUCAAUCAUCCUUUAGAUUGCCCCAUUUGUGAUCAGGGAGGAGAAUGUGAUCUGCAGGAUCAGUCGAUGACCUUUGGUUCUGAUAGGACUCGCUUCUUGGACACAAAGCGAGCUGUUCAGGACAAGAACAUUGGUCCCCUCGUUAAGACCAUCAUGACAAGAUGUAUUCACUGUACACGCUGUGUUCGCUUUGCAACAGAGAUUGCUGGUGUGGAAGACCUAGGCACAACUGGACGAGGAAAUGACAUGCAGAUUGGAACUUACGUGGAGAAGAUGCUCAUGUCUGAAUUGUCUGGCAAUGUAAUUGACCUUUGCCCUGUGGGAGCCCUCACCUCAAAGAUUUUCCCUGAUGUGGAACUGGCAUGA